ACCAACUCUUCUUGUCUGACAGCAAUCGUCACAAGUGUUCAUGGUAAUUCUGCAAUAUGAAGCUCAUUGUUAUAUAGUUUCAAGUUUCAUAAGGUUACUAGGUAUUGUUUUGAAGGAUACAAUUACUAAUGACCCUAUCUCUUACUGGUGUUCAUUUUCAUCUUCUACCAGAGUGGCCUAUAGAAGAAGAGUUGAGAAACCCUGAGUUAGAGAAGGAGCUUGAGAAGAGGAUGAGGAGAAGAGGUGAAGGUUCUAGUGACAAGGAUAAAUAUCAGGAUGAUGUGAAAGAAGGCGAUGAUAGACGAUUGUCUACAAGAAGUGACAGGUCCAAGGAUGAAAGACACAAAGACGAAGGAUAUGGAGACAUGUAUAGAGAAGAGGGUGUUAGAGAAACUAGACAAAGGGAGGAUAAGCACCGGGAAGAUGGUGAGCGAGAUAGGAAGAACAGGGAUGUGAAGCACCGAGGAGAAAGUGAAAGACACAAACACAGGGAUGAUAAAUACCGUGAAGAUGGUGAAAGAGAUAGACACCGUGAAGAUAAGUACUAUGAAGAUGGUAACAGAGACAACAAAUAUAAGGACGACAAAUAUCAUGAAGAUGGCGACAGGGAUGGCAAACACAGAGAUGAGAAGUAUGUGGAAAUCGGUGAGAGAGACCAAAGGAGCAGGGAAGGAAAGCGGAAGCAAGAUGAUGACAGAGACCAUAGGCAUAAGGAAGAAAAGCAUCGGGAAGAUGUGGACAGGGACCAUCGGCACAGGGAUGUCAGGCACCGAGAUGAUGCUGAUAGAGAGAAGAGAGCAAGGGAUUCCAAGUACAGAGAUUUACACACCUCAAGAGACCACCCUAUUGAGCCUGAGGCCAAGCGUUUGAGGGAUGAUAGUAUCCCCGCUGACUUAUAUCAUAGGAAAACAAACAAUCGGGAUGGAAGCCCAAUUUAUGAUGAUCGAGUUACCAGAUACAAAGAUGAUAAGGAUAGAAGAAGAGGUAAUGAUAAAGAUGAGCCUAGUGAUUAUAGAUCUCGUAGUUUGAAAGAGCAACGUUCUGAAUCAGAAAAGAGAUCUAGCGCUAAAGUAGACUCUGGCUCUGAAAGGGGAAGACCUGCCUCUCGUUAUGGGGAUAUGGAAAUUACAGCUAGCCAUAGCCGUCGCAGGAGUUCCCCUAGUGGGAGCUCUUAUCCAGCAAGAGAUCAUCACAGGGUUCCAAAGCAAGAAGAAGCCAAGUAUAGGGACCAUGUAUAUGAAGAGAGAGCUCGGCAUAAUGUUCACACAAGUAGAGAUAUCACUUCUGGUCAAUCUGAUAAACUUUCUUCCAGGUCACUGGAGAAAGUCACUCUGAAGGAUGACAGUUAUACGGGUGAUUUAUCAGUUGACAGGCGUUUGAGGCCAGAUUCCCGCUCUUCUCCGCAGGUAGAUAAAUCCCCAUCAUCAACAAGUAAUGAUCGCAGAAACUUGAGCAGGUCUGAUGUUAAAAGAAGUCUUGAUCUUGAAGAGCCAGGGCAGAGAAGUGGUGGUUCUAAGGAUGCAAAGGAGAGUAUGGUCAAGGACGUUAAAGGAAGUCGGGAGUUGGUCAUGGAGACACAUACUGAUAAUGAAUUUUCGCAAGUUGAUGGAGACAAUUUAUCUGUUUCAUCACCGUACACGAGGAGUUCACACUUUUCUGGUAAUUCCAAGUCUCUCCUACCACCUCCAUCUCCCUUCAGAACAGGAUCUGAUAGUCCUUUUUUUGGUUCUACAGAAGAUGACAGAAGUAAAUCAAAUAAUCGUCAUCGAAGAAUGGGUGACCCUAACAUGGGAAGAGCUCAAGGUAAUUGGAAAAAUGUCCCAAGCUGGCCUUCCCCCUUGGCAAGUGGUGGUUACAUCCCUUUCCAGCAUGUUCCUCCCAUGUUUCAUCCGCUUAUGCAACAAUUUCCACCACCAAUAUUUGGUAGACCCCCAAUGAAAUUAAACCCUGGUUUGCCUUACCAUGUCCCUGACCAUGGUCGUCCAUUAUCAUGGAGGAACCAAGUAGAUGAAUCAGUUCCACCUCCUUUACAUGGAUGGGAUGCAAAUAAUGCCGUAUUUGGUGAUGAAUCUCACUUAUAUGGGAGGCUAGAUUGGGAUCGUAGAACCCAAUUGAGCAAUCGAGGGUGGGACCCAAGUGCUGAUAUGUGGAAGGGCCAAAACCCUGGAGCAAGUAUGGAUGCGCAAUUAGGUCCCCAGAAAGACGGUUAUUCAGCACACAGACCAACCGAUGAAAUUUGGCCAGGGCAGAUGGGCCAGCAUGUUGAGAAUGAGCAGAACCAACCGGAUAUUCAGCCUUUGACCAUGAAUGGCAGUCAAUCCAGCAAUGCCCUUGAAGGAAUCGCUCCUGAAGUUCAGAAAGUCACGGAAAGCCCUCAGAUGUUUGAGGUUGUAAAGGAGGACAAUACUCUUAUUUCACAAGUUUAUCUUUCGAGGAUUGAUGUAUCUCAAGAUCUUACUCAGCCUGAACUGUAUGACCAGUGCACAAACAUGAUGGAUUUAGAUCAGGAAGAAGCAUUAUCCGAUGAAUUUGACUGCAAGAUUUUGUUUUUGGAGGAGGGAGUAGAAGCCAAUGUUACCGAUGGUGCUUCGCUCUUUGCUGCCAUAAAUGAUUCUGUUUUUCAGAAAGCCAUGUUUCUUUACAAGAAGCAAAAAGAAGAGUUCCAUUCAAUGAAUGUAGAGAAGACAUCUUGUCCCAUUGCAAAUUGUCCCGAGUUUGUCUUACCAACUGAUCAAGAUGAAGGUGGUUCAGAUGAUCGCAAGCUGGCAGAGGAGGAAGCUGCUGAGGGAACAGUUCUGGGUGUUAGCAAAGAAAAAGAUGAACUGCCUACUCUAAAGGUUGAUACAGAUCCUUUGGUAGAAGCCAACGUUGUCGAUGAGCCAAAGACAUCAGAGGAACCAAUGAAUAUGGAGGUGGAUCGUAUUGUUGUAAAGCAAGAGGAAGAACCCGAAUUAACUGUGGAAAGAUCUUCUGCAGUGGAAGAGAUUAUUGCACCUUCUGCUGGCGGUUUACCACCUUGUAAGGCUGAGGAGGCAAGCGAGUCUACCAAUGAAGAGAAGAAUGAGUUGGGUGGUGGCGGUGGUGGUGGUGGUGGUUCUUUGUUGCUGUUGUCUGAUGUGUCAACUACUGCGGUGGCAGUGAUGCCAACAGAGUCAAUUGAGUUUGGGUCAGUAAAUCUAAGUCGGAUACAUCACCAUUCUCCUGAAAGUACACAUUGAGACAAUUUUUAUAUUUGAGCUUUUGAAAUGCCCAGGCCCCCUUUCUAUCUUCUUAUAAUCAUUGCUCGUUGAUCAAUAAAACU
Molecule: messenger RNA, 3301 nt
Organism: Cynara cardunculus var. scolymus (artichoke)
Lineage: Eukaryota; Viridiplantae; Streptophyta; Magnoliopsida; Asterales; Asteraceae
Exons: 4
Coding region: 129-3218 (1029 amino acids)
Source: RefSeq, a predicted model, not a curated record